AUGGGUCCUCUUAAUCAAUUCUCGUCACCUACAAAUCUAUCUACAGACGGAUUUCAGCCUGUCGGACUUGAGAUUGAAAGUGCGGAUGAAGAUAAACUUUUACGCUUCAUGGAUAAUUGUCCCGCUUUAACAAACUGUCCUACGACUAAGAACGGACGAUUAGAAAAAACUAAACUUAAGAAAUCAGAGAAAUACAAGAAGUUAGUCCUAGAUCCCAUAUCCGAGCGAGCCGGUUUCUCUUUAACAGUAGAGGACGCAGAGGGUCUUUACAACCUCUGUAACUUUGAGCACAUCUCUCCAACCGAGUCAAACAACUCCUCUUUCUGUGACCUGAUCCCGAGAUCAGCCUUCGCUCUGUUGGACUACUCGCGUGAUCUGGACAGGUACUACAGAUCCAGUUAUCCUAACAAACUUGGUUACGAACUGUCAUGUGUGGUACUGAAGGAUGUGUUGAGAGAGUUUGAGAGUGAGGAAUCUGCUACCGCCCUGCGGUUCGCUCAUAGUGAGACUAUAGUCUCCCUUAUCACCCUGCUGGGUAUCAACAAGGAUCAGGACAAUAUUAUCUACACUUGGGAUAAGGAGGACUUCUGGAAUAGAACAACAAAGAUGAGCGAGCUAGACCCUUUUGCAACUAAUAUGGGGUUCGUUGUCUUUAGGAACUCAUCAUCAGAACAGGAUAUUAUCAAGAUAUAUUUGAAUGAGAGAGAAGUAAAGAUAACGGCGUGUGCAUCAUCAGAGGAGGGGUGCACGAGAGAUGAGCUACUUGACAUCGUCCGGGGCACUCUGGGACAGUGUGACCGAUCUGUUAUGUGUUUCGGAACUAAUACCACAAAUGAUGACGUCAUCAUUUCUACAGUGGAUGAUGUCAUUGUCUCUACAAGAGGUAACGAUAAUGAUAAUGUACAACCGAUGAAUGACUCCACCUCAUUGACCUAUCAAUGUAUCUCGGAGAAGAAUGUGGAUUUGGCGGUGGCGGCAAAACUAGCAGAUGAGAACAAAGUUCUGUUGGACUUUAACCUGUUUGUAAUAAUGACAGGACUUAGUGGACUGUGUAUAGUGUUGAUAGGACUUGUUGCUUUUAACCGCAAGAAAAUUAUUUCCAAUGGUGUCAAUAGUGGCUACCAGAAAUUGCCUUUCCUAGAUUCUUAA
Molecule: messenger RNA, 1149 nt
Organism: Bolinopsis microptera
Lineage: Eukaryota; Metazoa; Ctenophora; Tentaculata; Lobata; Bolinopsidae
Product: multiple inositol polyphosphate phosphatase 1-like
Exons: 1
Coding region: 1-1149 (382 amino acids)
Molecular function (GO): acid phosphatase activity
Source: RefSeq, a predicted model, not a curated record